Triplophysa dalaica is the source of this 1385-nucleotide messenger RNA. It is a transcript of the gene eif4ebp1, whose product is annotated as eukaryotic translation initiation factor 4E binding protein 1. The transcript has 3 exons. Gene Ontology annotation, molecular function: eukaryotic initiation factor 4E binding. The coding region runs from base 364 to 723 and encodes 119 amino acids. Lineage: Eukaryota; Metazoa; Chordata; Actinopteri; Cypriniformes; Nemacheilidae. Gene Ontology annotation, biological process: negative regulation of translational initiation. Gene Ontology annotation, cellular component: cytoplasm. The record is from RefSeq and is a predicted model, not a curated record.
GAGUGCGUGGUGUGUGCAUGAGGGACUGAGAGAGCGAGAUAGAGACAGAGAGAGAGAGAGAGAGAGAGAGAGAGAGAGAGAGAGAGAGAGAGAGAGAAACGUGGUCACGGAGAAGCCUAGCAUUUUAGCUAGCUUGCGAGUGUGAAUGAAGCGUUAUACAGGAUCAAAUAUUUAGUAUUAUUUAUUUUUGUAUGUAGUCAAGUCUGCCAGACACUGAGAAGGUACAUCUUUGUAAAAGGUAACUUAACAAACGCUUCCCAACAGGUUCUAUUCGUGCUAAAGUGUUUUAUUGAUCACUUCGAGUUGCAGAGACACGAAUUAAUAAAGGCAGUUUCUGAGUUUGUGGCCAGCAUAGUAUUCAAAAUGUCAACAGGCAGCCAGAAGACCACCAGCAAGGCGAUUCCGACCACCAGACGAGUCACAAUCAACGAUGCGUCCCAUAUGCCUCAUGACUAUUCUACAACGCCCGGAGGGACCCUCUUUAGCACGACUCCUGGAGGCACCAGGAUCAUCUAUGACCGAAAGUUCCUGCUUGACUGUCGCAGCUCCCCAUUGGCCCGUACUCCCCCCUGCUGUCUCCCUAACAUUCCAGGGGUGACCAUUCCCCCCUUGGUCCCAAUCAAUAAUGACAAGGGCAUCCCCAAACUGACUGUCAAUAACAAUAACAGCUCCCCUGCUGACAAGAGCGCAGGAGAGGAUGCCCAAUUUGAAAUGGAUAUCUAACUACAAAAGAGGACCUGCUACAGCAAGGUGACGAAUAUUACUGUGAGGAUAACUGGUCCUUGAGGAUACAUGCAAUAUAGAGUUUUCCUUCCAUGUCAUCUUUUUCAUUAUGUACUGUUCUAAUGGCAUUUUCUUUUUCUGUAUUGACGCUGUCGCUCUAGACACGCACAAGCCAUUACUUUUGGUUCUCAACAUCAGCUUACACUGUUGUGCCUGAAUAAGCCACUGUCUGGGAUGUCAGAUCAGUGUAUCCCAAGCACAUUAAUGCAGGCAAAUCCUGGCCAGCUCUACUUCUGCCUAAAACAUGGGGAACAUCUAUAAACCCCCCAUGUUACAUUGUUUGAUACAGAUUGUUUGUGAAGUUUUGCAUAAUGACCAGAAGGAGAAGCAACAGUACUGUUUGGGUGUUUUCAUAAAAAUGUAUAUGGAGAAAAUCCAGGAGAAAACACAUAACAUAUGGGAGUAAAUUUGACCACUUUUCAUUUGGCAUUAUGUAAUGAUAAAGUCUAAAGAUUUCUGUUUGCCAUGAAGAAUAAUUUUCACCUAAAGUGUCAUUCUAGAGAAUGUAAAUGCCUUUGUUGCUGUGAAGUUCUCUGAACUGCCCUGUAAUUCCUGAAGAGACAUUUAAACAUUGAAAAAAUCAAUAAACACCAGAGAAUAAA